AUCUUGAACUAUAUCUUAAUUACCCAGAAAAAGAAGAUACAAAUGAAGUGUUGAAUAAUCAGGAAAUCUUAACCUUAGUUACUAAUAUAGAAUCUAAGAAGGUUCUAACUAAAGCUGACAAUAGUGAAGAGAACAAAGAUGACAAUAAAGAAAUCCUUUUAAUUACCCACCACGAAGUAUUAAAUACCGUUAAG
Messenger RNA from Racocetra persica, 194 nucleotides. Lineage: Eukaryota; Fungi; Glomeromycota; Glomeromycetes; Diversisporales; Gigasporaceae. The record is from the annotation of a GenBank genome assembly.